Molecule: messenger RNA, 1712 nt
Organism: Cheilinus undulatus (humphead wrasse)
Lineage: Eukaryota; Metazoa; Chordata; Actinopteri; Labriformes; Labridae
Gene: cyp21a2
Product: steroid 21-hydroxylase
Exons: 12
Coding region: 1-1572 (523 amino acids)
Biological process (GO): hormone biosynthetic process; progesterone metabolic process
Molecular function (GO): iron ion binding; steroid 17-alpha-monooxygenase activity; heme binding
Source: RefSeq, a predicted model, not a curated record
AUGGCAGUAGAAGUACCGCUCGUCAGUGUGGGGGCUGUGCUGCUGAUUGUGCUUUUGAUUUUACUGAUUUGCACUUUAAGCUCCAGAGACAAAUCAGUGCAAGAAGACCACAAAGAAACAGUUGAAUCCAAACCACUGAAGUGUCUGUCCCAGCUCCAUCCCUUCUCCUCAUCUCCUUCCCUCCCAGGUCCUCCCAGCUUCUUUCUCAUCGGAAAUAUGAUGGAGUUCACACACGAUCAUCUACCGAUUCACCUGACCAAUCUGGCACGGCGGUAUGGGAACAUCUACCGUCUGAAAUGUGGAAGCACAACCAUGGUGGUACUUAGCAGCAGUGAAGUCAUAAGAGAAGCACUAGUGAAAAAAUGGUCAGACUUUGCAGGGAGACCAGUUUCAUACACAGCUGAUAUUGUGUCUGGGGGUGGAUGCACCAUCUCUCUGGGGGAUUACAACGAGGAAUGGAGAGCACAUCGUCGUCUCGUACACAGUGCUUUGCAGCGCUGCUGCCAGCAGUCUUUGCAUGACGUGAUUGAAAGGCAGGCACUGCAUCUGAGAAAGGUGUUGUUCCAAUACCAAGGCAAGGCCGUUGAUAUUUCUGAGGAUUUCACAGUGGCAGCCAGUAACGUCAUCACAACUUUGGCUUUUGGAAAAGAGUAUGAUAAGAGCUCACUGGAGCUGCAGGAGCUGCACAGCUGUCUGAAUGAGAUUGUUGCUCUGUGGGGCUCCGCUUGGAUUUCUGCCCUGGACUCCUUCCCACUGCUCAGAAAAUUACCCAAUCCUGUGUUUUCCCGUCUCCUGAAAGAGGUAUCCAGGAGGGAUGGAAUAAUUCAAGAACAUCUCAAAAACUAUAAGUUACAAGACAAGAAAAAUGAGGACGCCAUUACAGCAUCUCUGCUUCAAGGUCUUGACGCACAGCACAACACAGAGCAAGGAGUGCUUCUCACAGAUGUCCACGUUCACAUGGCCACUGUGGAUCUUCUGAUUGGAGGAACAGAGACCACAGCAGCCUGGCUAAACUGGACUAUAGCCUUCCUCCUGCACAGACCUGAGGUGCAGACAAAGGUUUACGAGGAGCUGUGCACAGUACUAGAGGGAAGAUACCCCAAGUACAGUGACAGGCACAGACUGCCUGUCCUGAGCUCUCUGAUUAGUGAGGUGCUCAGACUCAGGCCUGUUGCCCCACUGGCUGUGCCACACAGAGCCAUCAGAGACAGCAGUAUUGCAGGUUACUUUAUUCCCAAGAACACUGUCAUCAUUCCUAAUCUUUUUGGAGCUCACCAUGAUCCUGCAGUGUGGGCUGACCCAUACUGUUUCAAACCAGAGCGCUUCCUGGAAGGUGGAGGAGGCUCAAAUCGUGCCCUGAUCCCUUUUGGAGGGGGGGCUCGGCUGUGCCUGGGGGAGUCGGUUGCUAAAAUGGAGCUAUUCCUGUUCACUGCUUACCUGCUCCGAGAUUUCCAGUUCAUCCUUCCUGAGAGUGAGGCCUCUCUGCCUGACCUGAGAGGAGUUGCUAGUGUUGUGCUCAAGGUCAAGUCCUACACGGUUAUUGCACGCCCAAGAACUGAGACCAACUCCUGAACUAUGCCGUACUGAUAAUUUGUUGCUUAAAUAUUGUGAAUUUAUGUUCAAAUAAAUGUUUUUGUGUUAUGUUUAAAGUAUUUUAUAUCUUCCUUGUUUUCUAUUUUACAUGAAUACCUCAUAUAUGUGGUUGUCGUAUU